This is a messenger RNA of Alnus glutinosa, 504 nucleotides long. Its product is annotated as cysteine-rich receptor-like protein kinase 10. The annotation marks the transcript as partial. The record is from RefSeq and is a predicted model, not a curated record. The transcript has 3 exons. Gene Ontology annotation, biological process: protein phosphorylation. NCBI's taxonomy places the organism in Eukaryota, Viridiplantae, Streptophyta, Magnoliopsida, Fagales, Betulaceae. Gene Ontology annotation, molecular function: ATP binding; protein kinase activity.
UUAUCAUCGCCAUUGUUGUCCCAAUUGCUGGCCGGUUCUGUCGUGCUUUUCUCCAUUGGCUGUUUCUUCCUGCGUAGAAGAACAAAGAAGACUUACAAUACAUUCCUAGCAGAAAAUGUUGGGGUUGAAAUUACAUGUGUAGAGUCCCUGCAAUUUGACUUGGGUACAAUUGAAGCUGCCACAAACAACUUCUCUGAUGAUAACAAGAUUGGAAAAGGAGGAUUUGGUACGGUUUACAAGGGAACCCUUUACAAUGGACAAGAAAUAGCAGUGAAGAGGCUAUCCAAAAGCUCUGGGCAGGGUGCAGAAGAAUUUAAGAAUGAGGUUAUGUUGGUUGCGAAGCUUCAACAUAAGAAUCUAGUAAGGCUCUUAGGAUUUUGCUUGGAAGGACACGAAAAGAUACUCGUUUAUGAAUAUGUGCCCAACAGCAGCCUUGAUUACAUUUUAUUCGGUUUGGCCAAUCCAAACUUAUAUCUACUUCUUUAUUAAUUUUUCAUUUUGGGU